GAAGAGGUUCAAGUACGAAUUCCUGCUCAUGAGAUUCGGGUUCGGUGAGCAUCGCAACAGUGCAGGUAAGGUUAGGUGGUGGGAUGCAGUGAGCUGAUCUGUUUGGUGCAUUAAAUCAACAUUAUUUUUUUCAAUGCAUUCAGAAGAAAUUAAUUAUGCUUUGGAACUUUUAUUAUAUUAUUAUUAUGUUUUGAAAAAACACCCAUGCUUAUCAUGGCCUUUUAGAAAAAAACACCCAUCCUACUUAAAAUAAAUUAUUUGCGUAUCUGCUACUGAUUUUAUGCGUUUGUUUAUGCGUAUCUGCUAUUGAUUUUAUGCGCUGAGCCAUGUGCCAGUUUGAGUAUAAUGGAAAUGCCAUAGCCUUUUAUAAUGAGUACCACGUUCCGUCACAAUCACCAAAGCUUCAACAUUUUACAAUCUGGGAGAAAUGAAUCAGAUUCGGCGUCUCUCGACGUGCACCAUCCGACCAACAAGCCAUAAAGAUCAGCUACCAGCUCAGAGAAUUGAGCUAACUCCAUGGGACCUGCGGCUCAUCCAACUUGAUUACAUCCAAAAGGGACUUCUCUUCCACAAACCAGCGGAGAAAGAAGCAAACCAGAGUUUGAUACAACACCUAAAAGCCUCUCUUUCCCACACCCUGAACAUCUUCUACCCACUUGCCGGCCGCCUAGCCGUGACUGAAAAUGAAGAUAAUACCACUUGUUUUUCCAUCAACUGUAAUGGCGAUGGAGCCUUGUUCGUCCAUGCAGCUGCCUAUGGUGUCGAAGUGUCUGAUAUCCUUGACUCUGUUUAUGUCCCUGCUGACAUUGUCUUUAACCUCUUUUCCCUCAAUGAGGUCCCGAACUUCGAAGGCAUUUCCAAACCAUUGCUUGCAGUGCAAGUGACUGAGCUAUUUGAUGGCUUCUUUAUUGGUUGCAGCAUAAACCACAUGGUUGUGGACGGUACCUCUUUUUGGCAUUUCUUUAACACUUGGUCUGAAAUUUCUCGUAUUGGCUUUGAUAAAAUUUCUCAACCUUACCCUGUUUUUGGCCAUCGUGAGUAUCAUGACAGCUUGACUGAUCUCCCAAUUCACCUACCCAUGUCCUACGAUGAAAUCAAAAGUAACCAUCUUAUAAUCGGACCAUCCUCCUAUUCGUUACAAACUGUAGUAUUUCAUUUUCCCAAAGAAAAACUAGCAGAGCUCAAAGCAAAGGCCAAUGCUGAAAUGGUCAACAAUAACAUCUCAACUCUUCAAGCACUCAUGGCUCAUCUUUGGCUAGCCACAACGCGUUGCAGACAUCUCAAUCCAAAUCAAGAGGUUACUUAUCUAAUUGCGGUAGGAUUGAGGCAAAAGUUGAAGCCACCAUUGCCAAAAGAAUACUUUGGAAAUGGGGUCCUAGGCGUUAAUGUAAAAUCCAGUGCAAGUGAGCUGCUACACCGUGGACUAGGCUGGGCCGCUUCGCAAAUAAACAAAACAAUCGCUUCCCUGACAGCUGAAGAAGCGAGGAAGUACUUGCAGGGUUGGGAAAAAGCCCCUACAUUUCUUCCAAAGUUCAGCGAUCCAAAAAUGGUGGGAUUGCUCACAGGAAGCUCGCCGAGGUUCAAUGUGUAUGGCAAUGAUUUCGGGUGGGGGAGACCGGUUGCGGUGCGAAGCGGAGCUGCCAACAACAUGGAUGGGAAGUUGACUGUGUUUCCUGGGGCUGAAGAAGGCAGUGUAGAUUUUGAAGCUUGCCUUUUGCCUGAGACUAUACAAGCUAUGUUGGACGAUGCAGAGUUCAUGGAGGCUGCAGCGCUGGCAUGAUUAAACUCUUUGCAAGUUUUUCAAUUUGCGUAACCCAAAACAAUAAUGUUUGUCUUUGCAUGUUCUCAGUCUUACCGAAAUCUUCAAUUACCUUGAUUUGUGCAAGGGUAUAAUGGUUAUUUUA
Messenger RNA from Prunus dulcis (almond), 1904 nucleotides. RefSeq lists its product as uncharacterized. The record is from RefSeq and is a predicted model, not a curated record. The coding region runs from base 428 to 1780 and encodes 450 amino acids. The transcript has a single exon. Lineage: Eukaryota; Viridiplantae; Streptophyta; Magnoliopsida; Rosales; Rosaceae.